AAUAUAUAAUCAAAUAUCCUAAUAAUAAUUUUAUGUACGAGAUAUAGGUCACCGGUAAGGAAUGCAGCGACUUUCCAUAUACGGACGGACGGAUGAUGCACUGUGACUGAACUUUGGACUUGAUAGUGUUAAUUGUAAUCGCGAUUAUAUUUUAAAGUCUAUUUUUAUUUAUUUUUUAAUGUGUUAUGUUCUUUAUGUGCACAGGUACAAGAAUAUUUUACUCUACGUUAUGGUGGUAAGUGACUAAUGGAAACUAUUAUAUCAUUGUAUGAGGAAUUAAAGAAAAUUAGAGUAUAUUUAAUUAAAUUAGGAGCCAGUCGAAGAACGGAAAAAGUGUUAGUAAACAAAUUAAAUGAGAUUAAUGCAAUCUAUGAGAAAUAUGAGACGUGGCUGAUAGGUUUUGAAGAAAAACUUAAGAGAAAAUAUUAUAGUUCGGAUGAUAUUAUAUUAAUCAAAAAUUAUUGUAGUCGAUUUUUAGAGUUACAUGAAAAUAUUUUAGUGUUGUGUAAUAGUGAUAAGCCGAAGUCAUCGUUCAACAUGAAUUCUUUUGAUUUAAAAACGGCGUUAAAUCUUUUACCUAUUAUGACAAAUGAGGAGUCGAAUACAAAACAGUUGAUUGAUAACAUUGAAUAUUAUAAUACUUUAUUGAAAGAAGAUACAUGUAAACAAAAUUUAAUUAAUUUCGUAUUAAAAAGUAGGCUUUCUCCUGAAGCUAAGUUAAAAUUAAAAUCAAAAUAUGAAUCAGUUAAUGAGUUAAUUAUUGAUAUGAGAAAUGUAUUAUUGUGUAAGAAAGCUGCAACGGCAAUACAAAAUAAAUUACAAAAAAUUAGACAAAAUGACUUGUCAAUUGCUGACUAUGGUAAAGAAAUAACGGAACUAUUUGUUGAUUUAACGAUAACGCAAGCUGACGGGAAUGAUCAAUGCUAUAAAAUAUUAAAACCUAUUAAUGAAAAAAUGGCUGUUAAGCAAUUUGCUGACGGCUUGCGUAAUCGUCGACUUAGUACGAUUAUUUCUGCCAGGAAUUAUAGUUCACUUAAAGAUGCUGUACAGGCAGCCCAAGAUGAAGAAGUAUCAAUUCCUUCAACAUCUGGAGAAAUCAUGGGUAUGUACAAGAAACCAUACCAUAAUAAAUAUUUCAACAAUGGUUCAAAUUAUUAUAGAAGCUGGCGUGGAGGACGUUGCCGCUAUCCUGUACAUAGAGGAAGAGCUCGAGGACAGCAAGCAGCUCAUCUAGCUUCUCGAGGACAAGGGUCACGAGGUCAGUACACGCGAGGAAGUAGCGGAGGUCCACAGCAGAGAGGUAAAUUUUUUAAUUCAACUAGAGGAAAUCAAGGGAUGCGUAAUAAUCGUAAUAUUCAUUUAAUGCAUGAUAAUGAUAAUAAUAAUUUCGAAAAAUUUGAAGAGUCAGAACUUUCUUUGAAUCAGUUUUUUCGUGAGGAAUAGU
This is a messenger RNA of Amyelois transitella, 1444 nucleotides long. RefSeq lists its product as uncharacterized. The transcript has a single exon. NCBI's taxonomy places the organism in Eukaryota, Metazoa, Arthropoda, Insecta, Lepidoptera, Pyralidae. The record is from RefSeq and is a predicted model, not a curated record. The coding region runs from base 247 to 1443 and encodes 398 amino acids.